GGGCAGCCCGCGGAGUUCGCUGGCGGGAGUGAGGGGUCCUUUUGGGCAGGACCCGCCCCUUGGUCACGUCUAGCCCAGGCACUUGGGUUAAAACCUUGCUUGCCCGCAGCGAGAGCCGGAGAGGACUGAGGCUAAGAUUUCAGAAUGACUUCCAUCUUGACUUACACGCUUAAAAGUCUUCCCAGUACAUCAAAAUGGGCCCUCAGAUUUUCUUUAAGACCUUUAAGCUGUUCCUCCCAGCUACGAGCUGCCCCAGCCGCCCAGACCAAGUCGAAGAAAACCUUAGCCAAACCCAAUAUAAGGAAUAUUGUGGUGGUGGAGGGUGUUCGCAUUCCAUUUUUGCAGUCGGGCACUUCAUAUAAGGAACUGAUGCCACAUGAUUUGGCUAGAGCAGCACUUUUGGGUUUGCUGCAUCGGACCAAUGUCCCGAAGGAUGUUGUUGAUUAUAUCAUCUUUGGCACAGUUAUACAGGAAGUGAAGACUAGCAAUGUGGCUAGAGAGGCUGCCCUGGGAGCUGGCUUCUCUGACAAGACUCCUGCUCACACUGUCACCAUGGCUUGCAUCUCUGCCAACCAAGCCAUGACCACAGGUGUUGGCUUGAUCGCCUCCGGGCAGUGCGAUGUGGUCGUGGCAGGUGGUGUAGAGUUAAUGUCUGAUGUCCCUAUUCGUCAUUCAAGGAAAAUGAGGAAGAUGUUGCUUGAUCUCAAUAAGGCCAAGACUCUGGGUCAGCGGCUGUCUUUAAUCUCUAAAUUCAGAUUGAAUUUCCUGUCACCUGAGCUCCCUGCGGUGGCCGAGUUCUCCACCAGUGAGACCAUGGGCCACUCUGCAGACCGACUGGCCGCUGCCUUUGCUGUUUCUCGACUGGACCAGGAUGAGUACGCGCUGCGCUCUCACAGCCUGGCCAAGAAGGCCCAGGAUGAAGGACUCCUGUCUGAUGUUGUGCCCUUCAAAGUACCAGGAAAAGAUACAGUUACCAAAGAUAAUGGCAUUCGUCCUUCAUCUCUGGAGCAGAUGGCCAAACUAAAACCUGCAUUCAUCAAGCCCUAUGGCACAGUGACGGCUGCAAAUUCUUCUUUCCUGACUGAUGGUGCAUCUGCAAUGCUGAUAAUGGCAGAGGAGAAAGCUCUGGCCAUGGGUUAUAAGCCAAAGGCAUAUUUGAGGGAUUUUGUGUAUGUGUCUCAGGAUCCAAAAGAUCAACUUUUACUUGGACCAACUUACGCUACUCCAAAAGUUCUGGAAAGGGCAGGAUUAACAAUGACUGAUAUCGAUGCUUUUGAAUUUCAUGAAGCAUUCUCAGGUCAGAUUUUGGCUAAUUUUAAAGCCAUGGAUUCUGAUUGGUUUGCACAAAAUUACAUGGGUAGAAAAACCAAGGUUGGGUCACCUCCUUUGGAGAAGUUUAACAACUGGGGUGGAUCGCUGUCCCUGGGACACCCAUUUGGAGCUACUGGCUGCCGGUUGGUCAUGGCAGCUGCCAACAGAUUACGGAAGGAGGGAGGCCAGUAUGGCUUGGUGGCUGCCUGUGCCGCCGGAGGGCAGGGCCAUGCGAUGAUAGUGGAAGCUUAUCCAAAAUAAUAAAGGAGAGCUGACCUGGAGUUUCUGCGCAACACUCGCACUAGGCAAUGCCAUUCCAAUGCAUUACUAACUGACAUCCUUAGUUCCUAUCUCCUCUUAGGAAAAGACAAUUUGUGGCCUUCUGUUCAAUACUUUGCAAUUAAGCCUUGCUAGUAUUCUGAGCUUUCCAGUAAUCACGGCUUACUACUCUUUCAGGGAUUUCUUAAUCAGCAGAAUCUCUCAGUGUUAUGUUUAAACAGCUGUUUGGGGGCUCUAUUUUCAUUAAAUACUUAAAUGAGUGGUUGCAGUUCAGGAGAGAGGUUUUCUGAGAUUUGGAAUCAUCUUUGUAACAUUUGCAAAGUAUACUCCUUCCUGUUUGUGACCUAAAGAUGUGUGUUUUCUAUAAAAUACAAACCAAUGUGCCUAAAGAAACUUAAUUAUGGAAAGGUAAUUCAGAGUUUAAAUGUCACUGAAAACUUACAGUAAAUGUUUAGAUAUGUAAGUACCCUGUUACACUUAAUAAAGUGAGGGAGUAUUGAA
Molecule: messenger RNA, 2091 nt
Organism: Prionailurus viverrinus (fishing cat)
Lineage: Eukaryota; Metazoa; Chordata; Mammalia; Carnivora; Felidae
Gene: HADHB
Product: hydroxyacyl-CoA dehydrogenase trifunctional multienzyme complex subunit beta
Exons: 16
Coding region: 145-1572 (475 amino acids)
Biological process (GO): fatty acid beta-oxidation
Molecular function (GO): acyltransferase activity, transferring groups other than amino-acyl groups
Source: RefSeq, a predicted model, not a curated record